Calidris pugnax (ruff) is the source of this 643-nucleotide messenger RNA. RefSeq names its product thioredoxin domain-containing protein 6-like. The record is from RefSeq and is a predicted model, not a curated record. NCBI's taxonomy places the organism in Eukaryota, Metazoa, Chordata, Aves, Charadriiformes, Scolopacidae. The coding region runs from base 1 to 513 and encodes 170 amino acids. The transcript is spliced from 5 exons.
AUGAAUUACCAUUCAAUCAAAGCAGUGCUGGUGCAGCAGCUUCUGGAGUCUCCAGUCCAGCCCUACCUGCCUGGAGCAGGACUGUCCCCGGUGCACGGAAUAGCCCUGGUUCCCACAGCUGGAGUUGUUGAUGCGUUUCAAGCCUGGUGCGGUCCAUGCAAAACGGUGGUGGAUCUCUUCCGAAAAAUAAGGAAUGAAGUUGGCAGUGAUCUCCUGCAUUUUGCUGUGGCUGAAGUUGAUUCCAUUGAUGCUCUGGAAAAUUACCGAGGGAAAUGCGAGCCGGUCUUUCUGUUUUAUGCAGGAGGAGAAUUGGUAGCUGUUGUAAGAGGAGUGAAUGCACCGUUGCUGCAGAAGACCAUCCUGGAACAGCUGGCAGUGGAAAAGAAGGUUUUAGAACACGGAGGAGAGCGUGUGGUGGUACAAGACCGAGCCUUCUCCAGAGAGGAGGGAAACAUGGCUGCUCUUCAGGAAGGACAACAGGAAGGCCAAAUUGUUAAGGCAGGCCAGCUGUAGGGUGCUCUUUGUGCCUUUGCUGAAGAUGGAACCCUGAACGACACUUCAGCUGGGACACUAGAGGGGCCCUUCCUCCAAAUGGCCACAACGUGGGCUCUUACGCAGGAUGGUGUCACCUUGAAACAGUGUA